This is a messenger RNA of Sardina pilchardus (European sardine), 715 nucleotides long. Its product is annotated as GTP-binding protein Di-Ras2. The transcript has 2 exons. Gene Ontology annotation, molecular function: GTP binding; GDP binding; GTPase activity. Bases 117 to 713 code for a protein of 198 amino acids. The record is from RefSeq and is a predicted model, not a curated record. Gene Ontology annotation, cellular component: plasma membrane. NCBI's taxonomy places the organism in Eukaryota, Metazoa, Chordata, Actinopteri, Clupeiformes, Clupeidae. Gene Ontology annotation, biological process: signal transduction.
CAAGGGAAGAGACAGGUGCUAGCGAAUCCUGGAAUCACUUGGCACAAUAUGACAUCAGGGAUCUGAAGUGUCAUUUCGUCGAAAGCAUUUUUAUUUUCGUACUGUGAAGACGAGCUAUGCCGGAACAGAGCAAUGACUACCGCGUGGUGGUGUUCGGCGCAGGGGGGGUGGGCAAGAGCUCCCUGGUGCUGCGCUUCGUCAAGGGGACCUUCCGCGAGAGCUACAUCCCCACCAUCGAGGACACGUACCGGCAGGUGAUCAGCUGCGACAAGAGCAUCUGCACGCUGCAGAUCACCGACACCACGGGCAGCCACCAGUUCCCCGCCAUGCAGCGCCUCUCCAUCUCCAAGGGCCACGCCUUCAUCCUGGUCUACUCCGUCACCAGCAAGCAGUCGCUGGAGGAGCUCAAGCCCAUCUACGAGCAGAUCGUCCAGAUCAAGGGGGACGUGGAGAGCAUCCCCAUCAUGCUGGUGGGCAACAAGUGCGACGAGACGUCGGGCCGCGAGGUGGAGUCGCCCACGGGCGAGGCCGUGUCCAAGAGGUGGAAGUGCGCCUUCAUGGAGACCUCGGCCAAGACCAACCACAACGUCCAGGAGCUCUUUAAGGAGCUGCUCAACCUGGAGAAGCGGCGGACUGUGAGCCUGCAGAUCGACGGCAAGAAGAACAAGCAGAACAAGGCAGAGAAGCUAAAGGGGAAGUGUGUGGUUAUGUAAGA